AGACAUGAAGAAGCACCUGAAUGUUCACACAAAGGAGAAGCCACAUUCAUGUUCUUUGUGUGGAAAGAGUUGUUCAUGUCUACAACAUUUAAAAGAACAUCAGAAAAAACAUACGAGUGUGAGAGAGUACAUGUGCUUUGAGUGUGAAAAGACUUUUACUUCAGCGAAGUGUUUAAAACAGCACCAGAGGAUCCACACUGGAGAGAAACCGUACAAGUGUUCACACUGUGACAAGAGAUUCAGUCGGUCAGGACAUGUGAGCAGACACGAGAGGAUUCACACUGGAGAGAAACCGUACACAUGUGAUCUGUGCGGGAAGAGUUUCAGACUAAAAGGACACCUUACUGCACAUAAGAGCGUUCAUACUGGAGAGAAACCAUUCACUUGUGAUCAGUGUGGAAAGAGUUUCGCUCAAUCUGUCAGACUUCGGGAGCAUGUGAAUAUCCACACUGGAGAGAAACUCUACCCAUGUGAUCAGUGCGGCAAAACAUUUUUGUGGGCUUCAGUCCUGAAGAAACACCUGAACGUUCAUACAAAGGAAAAGCCACAUUCAUGUUCUUUGUGUGGAAAGCAUUUUUCACUUCUACAUCAUUUAAAAGAGCAUCAGAAAACACAUACUGGUGUGAGAGAGUACAUGUGCUUCGAGUGUAAAAAAACAUUUAUUUCGGCUUACUGUUUAAAACUGCAUGAGAGGAUCCACACUGGAGAGAAACCUUAUAAGUGUUCACACUGUGACAAGAGAUUCAAUCAGUUAGGAAUCCUGAAAGCACACGAGAGGAUCCACACUGGAGAGAAACCGUAUCACUGCACUGCAUGUGGGAAGAGUUUCAGUCAGUCAUCAUCUCUAUACAAUCAUACAAAAAGCAUUCACAAGUUGAUUGAAGAAAAUGAGGAGAAAGAAGAAUUGAAUGAUUUUGAGGAGGAAAGUCUUGUUAAAACUGGAGAAAAACCCUUAAGAAGAGCCAAUAAAUUUUUCACCUGCACUCAGUGUGGGAAGAGGUUGACAAAAAAACGUCAUCUUGAGCUUCACAUGAGAGUUCAUACUGGAGGGAAGCUAUAUGCAUGUGAUCAAUGUGGCAAAACAUUUUUGUGGGCUUCAGACCUGAAGAAGCACCUGAAUGUUCAUAAAAAGGAGAAGCCACAUUCAUGUUCUUUGUGUGGAAAGAGUUGUUCAUGUCUACAACAUUUAAAAGAACAUCAGAAAAAACAUACGAGUGUGAGAGAGUACAUGUGCUUUGAGUGUGAAAAGACUUUUACUUCAGCGAAGUGUUUAAAACAGCACCAGAGGAUCCACACUGGAGAGAAACCGUACAAGUGUUCACACUGUGACAAGAGAUUCAGUCGGUCAGGACAUGUGAGCAGACACGAGAGGAUUCACACUGGAGAGAAACCGUACACAUGUGAUCUGUGCGGGAAGAGUUUCAGACUAAAAGGACACCUUACUGCACAUAAGAGCGUUCAUACUGGAAAGAAACCAUUCACUUGUGAUCAGUGUGGAAAGAGUUUCGCUCAAUCUGUCAGACUUCGGGAGCAUGUGAAUAUCCACACUGGAGAGAAACUCUACCCAUGUGAUCAGUGCGGCAAAACAUUUUUGUGGGCUUCAGUCCUGAAGAAACACCUGAACGUUCAUACAAAGGAAAAGCCACAUUCAUGUUCUUUGUGUGGAAAGCAUUUUUCACUUCUACAUCAUUUAAAAGAGCAUCAGAAAACACAUACUGGUGUGAGAGAGUACAUGUGCUUCGAGUGUAAAAAAACAUUUAUUUCGGCUUACUGUUUAAAACUGCAUGAGAGGAUCCACACUGGAGAGAAACCUUAUAAGUGUUCACACUGUGACAAGAGAUUCAAUCAGUUAGGAAUCCUGAAAGCACACGAGAGGAUCCACACUGGAGAGAAACCGUAUCACUGCACUGCAUGUGGGAAGAGUUUCAGUCAGUCAUCAUCUCUAUACAAUCAUACAAAAAGCAUUCACAGUAAGUAGAUCCAGGACUUUCAGGUCUGAUGCUGCAUCCUCACCAAAUGUGACACAGUAAUGCAUCGACCAAAAAAAACAUAUCAUCAGGAUAAAUCACAGAAACAUUAUCUAAAGUUUUGAUCGCGAAUAAGGUUAAUCUUCAAAAACCAACAGAUUCAACUGUGAGAU
Carassius carassius (crucian carp) is the source of this 2140-nucleotide messenger RNA. Its product is annotated as zinc finger protein 721-like. NCBI's taxonomy places the organism in Eukaryota, Metazoa, Chordata, Actinopteri, Cypriniformes, Cyprinidae. Bases 5 to 1978 code for a protein of 657 amino acids. The transcript has 2 exons. The record is from RefSeq and is a predicted model, not a curated record.